Colletotrichum costaricense is the source of this 216-nucleotide messenger RNA. RefSeq lists its product as uncharacterized. The transcript is spliced from 2 exons. The coding region runs from base 1 to 216 and encodes 71 amino acids. The record is from RefSeq and is a predicted model, not a curated record. Lineage: Eukaryota; Fungi; Ascomycota; Sordariomycetes; Glomerellales; Glomerellaceae.
AUGGGUACGUCCCGCUCCUUAGUCAUGGGUACGUACUCUACGUACCUUAGACAGUUGGGUAAUUUUCCUGGUCUCCUCAUCUCAUCCCGUCUUCCUCCGCCGCCAACCACCCUCGAAUACAACGCCGAAUGUCCUCACCUCGAGCCAUCCAAUCCAUCAAGCGUCAACCAACUCACACAUCAACGCCUGCUCACGUGUGGCAGUCACCGUUCCUAG